UUGACAUGAUGAUGGAAUUUGUACUUGCAGGAAAAGAUCAUGAGAGUGCCCUAUGGCCCAAAUAAAGACUAUUUUAUAUACUCAUUAUUUCUUGUCUUUUGCAAUCGGAUUACCACAUCUGCAGUCUCUGCUGGAGUUUUACUGGCAAGUAAGAAGGCAUUGGACCCAGUAGCUCCAAUCCAUAAGUAUUGUAUUGUUUCCAUGUCUAACAUCCUCACAACAACUUGUCAGUACGAGGCUCUCAAAUAUGUCAGCUUUCCAGUUCAAACUCUGGCAAAAUGUGCCAAAAUGAUACCUGUAAUGAUCUGGGGCACUAUCAUCAUGCAAAAGAAGUACAAAGGACAGGACUAUUUCUUUGCAUUCAUAGUCACACUUGGCUGUUCAUUAUUUAUUCUGUAUCCGGCAGAAGGUGAUAUUAGCCCUUACAGUAGAGGAAGGGAAAGCACCAUUUGGGGAGUUUCUCUUAUGAUGGGUUAUCUUGGGUUUGAUGGAUUUACGAGCACGUUCCAGGAUAAACUUUUUAAAGGCUAUGACAUGGGAAUACACACUCAGAUAUUCUACACAACUGUCUGUUCUUGUCUUCUUAGUUUCACUGGUCUAAUCAUGCAAGGCAAUCUUCUCAUGGCAAUUGAUUUUGUAUCUCGCCAUCAUGAUUGUUUCUUUGACAUUGCUCUGCUUUCGACUGUAGCAACAGCUAGUCAAUUCUUUAUCUCGUACACAAUCCGCACAUUUGGUGCUCUAACCUUUGCCACCAUAAUGACCACAAGACAGUUGGUGAGCAUUUUGCUGUCUUGCUUGUGGUUUGCUCAUCCCCUCAGCUGGGAGCAAUGCCUAGGAGCUGUUAUUGUCUUUGGGGCCCUUUAUGCGAGAAGCUUUUUAAAUAAUAAAAAGAAACCAUUAACAUUGGACAACACGGAAAAUAGAGCUUCAAGUCCACCAAAAGGGAAUCCAUAACACGUCCUUGAAGUAUUCUGACCCUUGCAGUAACUGAUUUGAAGUAGCUCUCUGCAACUUAAGCUGCUUUGAGAUGAACUAACUGAAGAUGGAAUAGAUAGGAAUUUUAUUUUGGGUUAUUCUGCGCGGAAGGCAUGCGGUCCGCGCUUGCGUGCUCAUUCAUAACAACCUGCGUCUUAUGAUUUGAUAUACAUUUGAAAGAAACUUGAAGAACCUGCCUCAGAUAUUCGCUCUUGUUGAAUUACACCCUCAUAAGUUAUAGAAGCUAACUGAAAUUAGUCCUUCCAA
Messenger RNA from Nicotiana tabacum (common tobacco), 1242 nucleotides. The record is from RefSeq and is a predicted model, not a curated record. NCBI's taxonomy places the organism in Eukaryota, Viridiplantae, Streptophyta, Magnoliopsida, Solanales, Solanaceae.